GCGAUUUUAUCAACAAGUUCCUUACUCUUCGCCAGUGCAACAUUUCCCCGGCCUCAACUGCACGCUAGACACGCGAACGAUUUCCAUGCCAAUUCCGUUUCUUGCUUACUUCCCUGCCCUGGUAGCCCAGGAUCGGAUAGAAGAGUCCAUCAAUAUUAUAGGAGGUGGAGGGGAAGUUGAGGACCGCCUCGUCGUCGGUCCACCGCGUAUCACGGAAAAUUUAGCGCCACGCGCGAACUACGACCCAGUCUCGCCCCGUGCGCUUUCUUCGUUCGGGCCGUCAAGAAGCAUAUCAUUCGGCGACGUUAUCCUCGCGCGAUCAGGGGAUAAGGGCGCCAAUGUGAACGUUGGGUUCACGCCGCGUAAGAUAUACGACAAUGCCGAGGUAUGGGAGUGGCUGCGAAGCUUCUUGACGAGGGACAGACUGAAGGAGCUGAUGGGUGACGAUUGGCAGGAUUGGUUCCACGUUGAGCGUGUUGAGUUUCCAAAGAUAAGAGCUGUGCACUUCGUCGUCUACGGUGCCCUGGGUAGAGGCGUGAGCAGUUCUGUUAAGUUAGACUCUCUAGGCAAAGGAUUCGCGGAAUGGCUUCGUGCUGUACAUGUCCCGGUACCCAUCAAGUUUCUCGACGGAGGCCCGCGAAGCAAGAUUUGAAGCCAAGUCUUCUAUCAUCUGUAUAUAACCCAGGCGAGAUCGCAUGUCGAGCGAGUACAUACCCGAAUAUCCUACGAGAAGGGGAAUUUCCACUAUCUUACUUACAUUGUAGCGAGCAAAUACUCAUAGGUUACCUGUGCAAUAACGGCCCUU
Molecule: messenger RNA, 805 nt
Organism: Xylaria bambusicola
Lineage: Eukaryota; Fungi; Ascomycota; Sordariomycetes; Xylariales; Xylariaceae
Exons: 1
Coding region: 86-652 (188 amino acids)
Source: RefSeq, a predicted model, not a curated record